CAGCAUAUUGCAAUCGCCGAUGAAAGGCUUCGUAGAGCACGAAGGUCUCCACAGUGUAUCAACGACUAAUAAAAGGGCCGCUCACGUUGGAAUCCUUCACUUUGGAAGGAAGUCACCCUCUUCAUCGCCCCACUACUCCUUUGUUUGUUCGCCUCUGAACAGCUCUUGGAAACGAAGCAAGUGCUUGUGAGCCACACCAUGACCGAUAAAUCACACCCUUCUGCCCGACCGGCAGCUCGCACGGUGCUCAACUUGGGCAACUUGCCGCCUAAGAAGAUUCUUCCUGAUCGCGACACUCCACGAACUCCAUCGCGCGUGGAUCCCAACAACCCGCCAUGGCCCGCAUACAGAGGCUACCACGAGUUCUCUUUUGCCCACGAGACGAUGGGCAAGCGUCUCCCGACGAUCUUGGGCAAGGCGAUCGACGAUACGAUCCGCACGCUUAACGAACAGCACGACGAAGACAAGAUCACCGACUUGGCUGCGUGCGUCAGUCGGAUGAACCAGCUCAUGAAGGAUUUGAACAACAACGCCAAGCUUAGGCCGAUCAUUGAUGAUUCGGAAGCUGAUGUAUCCCUGUGGAACAAAGAGAUUGCCAAAUUCUUCCGAGGCAAGACAUUCAUGAACGCACCUUGGCUCUUCGCCGAGGCGUACAAGUACCGCCGUCUACACGAGUGCUUCAGCGUGUCAAAGUACUGGAAGGAUUACGACGUCUUCUUCAGGCAAAAGUGCGAUACCUUUUCGCGUUCCAGUCAGGCAGUGUUCGAGCUUUCAACUAGAUUCGCAGAGCCGUUCCAGCACGAGCCUGGCGCGACAAGAGAUGAAAAGUCAAAGGCCAAACAGCUCCUCUUCCACGAGCUGACGCAAGUCUCGCUCUGGGGUAACGCUACCGACUUGUCACUGCUGAUCAACAUGACCGAGGAAGACAUCAGAAACUUGCAGUCCACCGGAGGGGAACACCUGGCAGACACAGAAAAGAACAUCCUUGGUAACCACCUCGAGCAGCUGUGGAGCUUGCUUGGCAAGAUGAAAAAUGGACGCAUUGACUUUGUUCUGGACAAUGCCGGUUUCGAGCUGUACUGCGACAUGGUCUAUGCCGACUGGCUAAUCCAGUCGGGCAUCGCAUCCGAGGUCCGGUUCCACGGCAAGCGCCUGCCCUGGUUUGUAUCUGACGUCACGCGCAAGGACUUUGACUGGCUCAUCAAUACCAUGGUCUACGGAAGCCUUUUCCCCAACGGUACCGACGCCGAGCUCGCUUCGCUCAAGUCUCUGGGUCAGAGAUGGCAGAGCUAUGUCAGGCAGGGCAAGUGGAUCUAUGAGCAACAUCCAUUCUGGUGCACUGGCUACACCUUCUGGUCCAUCUCGGGCGAGGCACCUGACCUGUUCUUGCACCUUGCCGACUCGGACUGCGUCUUCUUCAAGGGCGAUCUGAACCACCGAAAGCUGACUUACGAUUGCCAAGCUCCCAGUGACACGCCCUUUGACAUUGCCAUCGGCCCGCUCGCAAGCGAGGACGGCGCGCCACCCGUGAUUUCCCUGAGGACGAUCAAGUCGGACGUCGUCGUUGGCGUCGAUAACGCCAUCGCUCAGAGGUUGGAUCAGGAGGAGCCUGGCUGGAGAAUCUCUGGCAAGUAUGCAGUCGUUCUCAUGUCCGAAGGAAGGCCCGGACAGCCGGUUCGAUUUGACAAGGGGCCCAACGCGGUGUAAUCAUUUCGAGCCGCCCGCUGCUCUCGAGAAGCCAAUUUCGCUUGUACUCUCCACACCGUCUCUAGAUUGCUUUUGUUU
Tilletiaria anomala UBC 951 is the source of this 1785-nucleotide messenger RNA. RefSeq names its product DUF89-domain-containing protein. Gene Ontology annotation, cellular component: nucleus; cytoplasm. Bases 199 to 1707 code for a protein of 502 amino acids. Gene Ontology annotation, biological process: DNA damage response. Lineage: Eukaryota; Fungi; Basidiomycota; Exobasidiomycetes; Georgefischeriales; Tilletiariaceae. Gene Ontology annotation, molecular function: phosphatase activity. The record is from RefSeq and is a predicted model, not a curated record. The transcript is spliced from 9 exons.